AGUCUCGCGCGGUUGCCGCCGGCUCCCUAGCUUCUGUCAGGGGAGCCGGGCGUGCGGGGGCGACUGAGGAGGCGGGAAGGCGGCAGGGGUUGAAGGGGCGAUUGCUGACUUGCGGGGAGGAGGUCCGAGGGGUUGAGCAGCAUGGUGAUGGCAGCGAAGAAGGGCCCAGGGCCGGGUGGCGGGGUCGGCGGGGGAAAGGCGGAGGCGGAGGCGGCCUCGGAGGUGUGGUGUCGCCGGGUGCGGGAGCUGGGAGGCUGCAGCCAGGCCGGGAACCGCCACUGCUUCGAGUGCGCCCAGCGCGGGGUCACCUACGUGGAUAUCACCGUGGGCAGCUUCGUCUGCACCACCUGCUCCGGCCUCCUGAGAGGCCUGAACCCCCCUCAUCGUGUCAAGUCCAUCUCCAUGACGACGUUCACUGAGCCGGAAGUAGCUUUCCUGCAGUCCCGCGGGAACGAGGUUUGCAAGAAGAUUUGGCUGGGUCUUUUCGAUGCUCGCACAUCUUUAAUACCAGAUUCCAGGGAUCCUCAGAAGGUGAAGGAGUUUCUCCAGGAAAAAUAUGAGAAGAAGAGAUGGUAUGUCCCCCCAGACCAAGUCAAAGGGCCCACUUAUACCAAAGGCGGCGCCUCCACCCCCGUCCAGGGCUCCAUUCCGGAAGGGAAGCCCCCGCGGACACUUCUGGGGGAUCCUGUGCCGUCUCUCUCGGCUGCUGCCUCCACUUCCAGCCAGUCUGUCAGUCAGUCUCAGCCCCGGACGUCCCAGCCCCGGAGCUCUCAGCCACCUCCCCCCUCCUCGGUCAAGAAAGCCAGUACUGACCUGCUGGCCGACAUCGGCGGAGACCCCUUUGCUGCUCCCCAGGUGGCACCAGCUUUUGCUGCAUUCCCAGCCUUUGGGGGCCAGACGCCUUCCCAUGGGGGCUUUGCCAACUUCGAUGCCUUUGGCAGUAGCCCUGGCUCUUCUGCAUUUGGAAGCAUGCCUCCAGCUGGCCAAGCCCCAUUCCAGGCGCAGCCAGCACCCCCAGGGAGCAGCCAGGGGACUCCAUUUGUUGCCUCUCCUCUGGCACCUGCCAGUCAGCCCAACAGCCUUGCAGAUACGGGCAGCCUCCUGGGACCCGGGGCAUCAGCUGGAGGCAUCCCUAGCAGCAUGUUCGGGAUGGCCAGCCAGGUCCCCACGCUCCAGUCGGCCACCACUGGCGGAGGCGGAAGCACAGGGCUCUCCUUUGGAGCAGCCUUCAACCCUUUCACCACACCUGCUGCUCACGCCCAGCUGCCUUCCACCAACCCUUUCCAGCCCAAUGGCUUGGCCACAGGGCCAGGCUUUGGGAUGAGCGGUGCUGGGCCUGGCUUCCCCCAGACAGUGCCACCCACCGGGGCUUUUUCCAGCCCCUUCCCCCCACCGCUUUUCCCCCCGUCAGCUGAGUUUUUGCUCUUCCUGCCAGGCUCUUCCUUCGGAGACCAGGGAUCUGCCAAGCUGGGGCAGAGGCCACUGAGCCAGCCAGCUGGGAUCUCCACCAACCCCUUCAUGACCGGAUCCUCAUCAAGCCCGUUUGCCUGCAACCCUCCAAACACCAACCCAUUCUUGUAG
Molecule: messenger RNA, 1581 nt
Organism: Lipotes vexillifer (Yangtze River dolphin)
Lineage: Eukaryota; Metazoa; Chordata; Mammalia; Artiodactyla; Lipotidae
Gene: AGFG2
Product: ArfGAP with FG repeats 2
Exons: 12
Coding region: 142-1581 (479 amino acids)
Biological process (GO): acrosome assembly; spermatid nucleus differentiation; intermediate filament organization
Cellular component (GO): membrane; cytoplasm; cytoplasmic vesicle
Molecular function (GO): GTPase activator activity
Source: RefSeq, a predicted model, not a curated record